This is a messenger RNA of Amaranthus tricolor (Joseph's coat), 1230 nucleotides long. RefSeq names its product tyrosine-protein phosphatase RLPH2-like. Bases 62 to 1015 code for a protein of 317 amino acids. The record is from RefSeq and is a predicted model, not a curated record. NCBI's taxonomy places the organism in Eukaryota, Viridiplantae, Streptophyta, Magnoliopsida, Caryophyllales, Amaranthaceae. Gene Ontology annotation, molecular function: hydrolase activity. The transcript has 4 exons.
UAACUAUAUAAAUAGUAGUGUUUUCCAAAGGGAGCAGCACAUUUUGUUCCAAAGUUCAAAAAUGACUAGUGACUUGGGAGAUGAAGAGAGAUUGGUAAUAUGCAUAGGUGAUGUCCAUGGAUACUACUCAAAGCUCAAAAAUCUAUGGUGCAAUCUCAAAUUUCAAACAAACCCAUCUCAAUUUAACAAAGCCUUAAUCAUAUUUCUUGGAGAUUAUUGUGAUAAGGGUCCAGAUACAAAUAAAGUGAUCGAUUUCCUAAUUGAUCUCCCUUCAAAAUACCCGAAUCAAAAGCAUGUGUUUCUGUUAGGGAACCAUGAUUUCGGGUUUUCGGCCUUUCUAGGACUACUUCCACCACCUUGUGAUGGGUCGGAGUUUAAGGAAGGAUGGAAAGAGUAUGAUGAAAGUAUUAAAGAGUUAGAAGGAUGGUAUUGUGGUGAAGGGUAUGAGGAUAUGCAUGUGCAAGGGAGAAGAUGGGGUGGGAAGAUCAAAAUUAAGCUCAAUCAAGCUACUGGCACUUAUUUUAAGGGAUCUGUUAAUAGUUCUGGCCCUACUUUUGAGUCUUAUGGAGUUCCUCAUGGGUCUUUUGAUUUGAGAAAUGCAGUGCCUGAUGAGCACAAGAAGUUUCUUGCUAAUUUGGUUUGGUUUCAUGAAGAGGAUAAUGUUUGGGUUGAAAAUGCGGAGGGCCGGAAGAAGUGUAAGCUGAUAGCAGUGCAUGCUGGAAUUCAUCGAGAAAAACCAGUGGUACAGCAACUAAAGCUCCUAAAAUCUAAGGACACUUCCAAACCAGUGGUAGAUUGUGUUCAUGGGAGGGAAAACUUUCGGGAUAUGCCACAGGAACUGAAAGAACAUCCAACCAUUGUAGUAAGUGGUCACCAUGGAAGGCUUCAUAUAAAUGAUCUGAGACUUAUAAUUGACGAAAUGGGUGGGCAUGAACACAGGCCAUUGGCUGCUAUCAUCCUCCCAUCCAUGAAAGUUAUCCGUGAUACUGAUUGUUCUGAUGAAAAUAAGAUUUGAGAAUUGAGUGAUGAUCCAUCUAAUUGUUUCAUGAUUUAAAUUUUGUAUUGGGUUAUGUAAAAAAUAAUAUAAUGUUGCAUUUAAAUAAGACUGGAGGAAGUGUACGGUGUUGGAUGAACAACCAUUGGUAACCUUUGUAGUUUGUAGUAUAGGGAUGAAGUUGAUGUUUCAUUUUACCUUUAUCGUAUUGGGAUUUACCUUUUUCCUCCAACAAA